Molecule: messenger RNA, 2689 nt
Organism: Medioppia subpectinata
Lineage: Eukaryota; Metazoa; Arthropoda; Arachnida; Sarcoptiformes; Oppiidae
Source: the annotation of a GenBank genome assembly
GUUAAGCAGAGGCUUAUAUAAGAAGCAAACAUUUAUCAUUACAAAAACAUAAAAUUGAACCAGUUAAAUUUAACAACAUAUAAACAUGAAUAAAUACAUUGUAGCCGGUUUGCUAGUGUUGAGCAUGGUGAUUUACUGCACGGGCCAAACACUAGACCCUAAACUCAAAAGCUUAACACUCAGUCAAACGAAAAGAGACAACAAUUUGGUAUUGAUUUGUGAUCUAUCGCUCGAGAAUAAUCAGGAUUUGGCCGGUGUUUACAUGCGAUACAAAGACCAGUGGUAUUACGGGGUAAACAUCGGAAACAUGAGAGAGCGUUACGACCCUAAUGUGAUUGCCAGCGAUCGGCUAAUAGACCGGACGCCACCCCUCUAUGACAGGACCAGUAAAUACGGUCGCAUCCGAAAUGUCAUAACCGGCGCCACAGAGUCCGACGAUUACGAUUGUUGGGUUACAUUCAGUGUCAGUGGUAUAACUUUUACGCAGUCCUCGCGAGAGGUUAUCACCGAUCGCCGAUUUGUGAAGACAGCCAUAUAUGACAAUAAUGUGUUGAGCAGUCGUUACCGCAUCGGAGAUGACGUUAGCAUUCAUUGCGAUUAUCAAAUGCAAAACAAAGACCUCUUCCAGGAUAUCACUGUCAGCAAAGAUGGCAACCAAUUCUUCAGAUACCUCUCACACACUAAUGUUAAAUUCACGCCUCGGCAGGGCGUAGAAAAUAUACGAAUGGAUGCGGACAACAAUAAACAGCUCUAUCUUACCAUCAAUCCGGAUGAUAAAGCAAAUGUGAAUACUGGGGGCCAGUACGAGUGCAAGGUCAAUUUUAUUAAUCCCGAUGAUGUGGACGAUCACAUAGAGACUCAGCAGCCACUUAAUCGCAUCAGGCUCGAGAGUAAUGAAGAGUUGGUCGGCGUUAACAUGCAAUACAAAGACCAGUGGUAUUACAGGGUAGACAUCGGAAACAUGACUGAGCGUUACGACCCUAAUGUGAUUGCCAGCGACCGGCUAAUAGACCGGACGCCACCCCUCUAUGACAGGACCAGUAAAUACGGUCACAUCCGAAAUGUCAUAACCGGCGCCACAGAGUCCGACGAUUACGAUUGUUUCGUCACAUUCAAAGUCAGUGGUCUAACUUUUACGCAGUCCUCCCGAGAGGUUAUUGUCAAUCGCCGAUAUGUUGACACAACCAUCUAUGACAACAAUGUGGUGAGCAGUCUCUACCGCAUUGGCGAUACGGUUAGCAUUCAUUGCGAUUAUCAGCUGAAAACCACUGACACCUUCAGGGAUAUCAGUGUCAGCAGAAAUGGCAAACCAUUUUAUCGAUACCUAUCCCACACUAAUGUGCAAUUCACGCCUCAGAAGGGCGUAGAAAAUAUCAAGAUGAAUUUGGACAGCAAUAAGCAGCUCUAUCUGACCAUCAAUCCGGUCGAUAAGGCAAAUGUGAAUACGGAGGGACAAUAUGAGGUUCACCACAGGAAUCCACAGGAGCGUUACAACAAUACCGUGAUAGACAGCACCAGGCUCAUUGAUCGGGUGCCACCACUAUAUAACUCGACCGUUAAAUACGGACACAUUCGCAAUGUCAUAUCAGACACACCACCAUCUGAUGACUUUGAUUGUUACAUCACUUGGUAUGACGGAAUCGGCACUUACUGUCACCAAUCCUCUCGAUCUGUACCUGAUCAAAGGUCUAUAAAGACCUCGAUUCUGGUAAACAAUGUAUUGAGCAAUCAGUACAGUGUCGGCGAUGACGUCAAAAUCCAUUGCGAUUAUCAAUUGCAACCUAAAGACACAUUCUUCGACGUCCAGGCCAUUAGAAAUGACCGCACUUUCUACAGAUAUAUCAAUAAAGACAGAUUUUUCUUUACGCCCCAAACUGGUAUCGAGACCAUCAGAGUAGAUGAUACUACUAACCAACGAUUAUGGCUAACCAUUAAUCCAAUCAAUAGGGCAAACGCUUACACUGGCGCUUGUUCUCCCGUCAAAUCCUUAACACUCGAGCCAUACAAGAGAGACAAUGAUUUGGUACUAAACUGUGAUUUUCAAUUCGAGUCAAACCAGAGAUGGCAAAAGGUUUAUAUGCGAUAUAAAGACCAACCCUAUUAUGGUGUAGACGCCGCCACUCUAGAGGAGCAUUACUACAGUGACGUGAUAGACAGCACCAGGCUCAUUGAUCGAAUGCCACCACUAUAUAACUCGACCAUUAAUUACGGACACAUUCGUAAUGUCUUAUCAGACACACCACCAUCUGAUGACUUUGAUUGUUACGUCACUUAUUAUGACGGAGUCGACUUAUGUUGGCAAUGGUCCCGAAAGGUGCCUGACCAAAGAACAAUAAAGACCUCGAUUUUUGUGAACUAUGUAUUGAGUGAUCAGUACAGUGUCGGUGAUGUCGUCCAAAUCCAAUGCGAUUAUCAAUUACAAGCCAACGACACAUUCUUCGACUCCCGUGCCAUUAAAGACGACCGUAUUUUCUACAGAUAUAUCAAUAAAGACAAAUCAUUCUUUACGCCCCAAACUGGUAUCGAUGCGGUCAAAGUUGAUUCCAAGACUAACCAACGAUUAUGGCUAACCAUUAAUCCAAACGAUAGGGCAAACGCUAACACUGGCGGUCAGUAUAAGUGUCAAGUAAAUUAUGUGAACCCGGAUGGUGUAGACACUAAGAUUGAGCAUUUGGUACACCUUUCACUC